This is a messenger RNA of Eurytemora carolleeae, 700 nucleotides long. RefSeq lists its product as uncharacterized. The transcript has 6 exons. The coding region runs from base 1 to 336 and encodes 111 amino acids. The record is from RefSeq and is a predicted model, not a curated record. Lineage: Eukaryota; Metazoa; Arthropoda; Copepoda; Calanoida; Temoridae.
AUGGUUUAUUAUCAUACCAUUAAGUUAGCAGGGAUUGGAGGAUAUAUUCAUCUAAAUCCUGAAGGUGUCCCUGUUAAGAGCACAUUAUCCCGAAGCUUGACCACACAGUAUGCUUUCCUGGUUACACGAUUUUUGGCCCAGGUUGACAAAUCAUCCAGGUUUUUACUGGAAGGAGAAGAACCUGUUUCCUACAGGCUCAGAAUUAACAACAACAAGGAGAUUAUUAUUAUUCCAGAUGAAGGAUACAUUAUUGUAGUAAUGUACGUUUCCCCUUUCCUUGCUCCACCAGAAAGGCUAAGACGGAAAACUAAUGAGAUUGAAGACGACAUUGAAUGAUUAUAAAUUAAUUGGAGACUAAAUAUUUAAGAUAGUACUUUAAUGAAUUGAAGAAAAUAAAUAAAUAAUGACAAUAUUGAAUAAAAUCCAAGACAUUUUGUUCAAAAGUCAGAACUAUUGAUGUGAUGUAGAUCAACAGAUUAAUUUUUUUCCAUGCAAUGGAAAACUUCAAUUGAGGGAUCAAACAGUGAAACUCAUAUUUGUAAGCGUCUACAUUGGAUAUCGAGAUUAAGUUUUCAAGAUAAACAAUUCCACACAAAAGCUCUGAUCUCAGACUGAAUAAAUUAAAGAAAAUCUUAAUUACAGUGAGAUCCUUAAAACUACCUAUGGAAUAGGAAGACGAAUGAAGCAAGCACUGUGCAGU